Macrosteles quadrilineatus (aster leafhopper) is the source of this 3545-nucleotide messenger RNA. RefSeq names its product interferon-inducible double-stranded RNA-dependent protein kinase activator A homolog. Bases 171 to 1349 code for a protein of 392 amino acids. The transcript is spliced from 9 exons. Lineage: Eukaryota; Metazoa; Arthropoda; Insecta; Hemiptera; Cicadellidae. The record is from RefSeq and is a predicted model, not a curated record.
AGUGAACACAGUGAGAGUGAACGAGAGAACGUGCAGAGGUGCAGAAUCGAAUCAGAAUUAUUAAAGAAUAAGGGAACUCAGAGAACUCAUAUUUGCGGCGGUUGUGUUUGUCCUUUCGGCCAUUUACUUAUAGUAUUUAUUUAUUCAAUUAUUUAUAUACUUAUCAAAGCAUGGCUGACACGAUGCAAGUGCCUGUGCAAGUGAUGAAACCCGAGUGCAUUAAACAGGAGGAAAGAAGCAUGGGGCCUGGCAUGUUGGCUGCUCAGCGUAUGAACAAUAUGCAUGGACGCCCACGAGGCAGACUACCGAGAACAAUACAUCGCCCUACACCUGCAGAACUGCCUUUGGAAGAGGCAGCAAAACGGGAGAUGCAGGCACUUCCCUCCAAAACACCAGUGUCUGUACUGCAGGAGCUGCUCAGUCGCAGAGGAACAACUCCAAAGUAUGAGUUGGUUCAGGUGGAGGGAGCCAUUCACGAGCCGACUUUCCGCUACAGGGUCACCGUCGCAGAUGUCGUAGCAAUGGGUAUCGGCCGGUCUAAAAAGGAAGCCAAGCAUGCAGCAGCAAAAAAUGUUUUGGACAAGUUGAUUGGAAACACUGACCCUAACAUGAUGAAUUCUAUGUCCAACUCUAUUAAUGACCAGUUAUUGACUGGCAACAUGGUUUCCCCAUACGAAGACAAGAUUGGCGGCAAUCCCAUCGGGCUGCUACAGGAACUGUGCAUGUCUCGGCGUUGGCCUCCUCCCACCUACCAGACGGAGCACGAGGAGGGACUGCCUCAUGAGAGACAAUUCACCAUCGCUUGUGUCGUCUUCAAGUUUAAAGAGAUUGGAACUGGCAAAUCCAAAAAGUUGGCCAAACGUCAGGCAGCCAAUAAAAUGUGGAACAAGUUGAAGGAUAUCAAUGUGGAAUCCAACAAUAUCUCAUUCAAUCUUGAAGAUGAAGAGGAGCUUACACAACGCGUAUCUCAGAUUGGUCUUGAGUACGCUGAUCUGAAAGAGGCCAAAAUCUCAACUUUGACAACUGCUCAUAGUCACAAGGUCUCCCAGUUUCACAAGAAUCUCAAAUCAUCCUAUGGUGAAAAGCUGAGUGAAUUACAGACUGUAGUGCUCAGGAACCAAGGGUUUAACUUUGUCCAGUUUCUACAGGAGAUAGCUUCAGAACAGCAGUUUGAGGUCACUUAUGUCGACAUUGAGGAAAAGUCUGUUUCAGGUAAAUACCAGUGCUUGGUACAGCUGUCUACUCUACCAGUGGCUGUUUGUCACGGCUCAGGGACAACUUCCAAGGAGGCACAGACCGCGGCCGCCCACAACGCUCUGGAAUAUCUCAAGAUCAUGACCAAGAAAUGAAGAGACAACGGACGAGCAGACACGGUGGUGCCACUGAAAUAUCGUUUCUGCGACCUCGGAAAGUCAAACUUUGCCCACUUUCAUAGAUUUCUCGAGAUUUCAGAAAUAACAUUUGUUUGUCUUGCACCAGUCUGAUCGGUCACUUGGGCUUUAAACACGUCCUUUACCAAAGGACUUAAGAAUUCUUUCCCCUGAAAAUAAUUUUUCCAUUUGCUGUUAUUAAGUGUACACACUGAGCUUUGCUUGUAGGUGUUUAUCCCUACCACUUUGGUAGAUUUUUUAUGUAACGGGGAAAAAUAAGUUUUCAGGGUAGGGCCACCUUGGACAGUCAUUUUAACCUUUAACUCACUACUUAUUAUUUAGGCAGUAAAUUGCUAAAUUCACUUAUUGUGAGAACAUACCUACGAAUAACGAUAUUUUAUUUUGUAGCUAGUCAUUUUGUGAUAUAUUAUCCGGUUAUGAUUGAAUUUAAGCGUGCCGAAUCUCGAAUUCAAUUUUGAGUCUUUAAAAUGAGUAUUCUUCACAAAUUUUACUGGCAAGUAACUGUAUUUUUAAUCAAUCCUAAAAUAUUGUAUUUAUUUUCAACCAAUUACUGAAACACACCAAAAUUCUCAUAGUGUAGUUGUAGGUACUUAUCUUUCAUCCUAAUCACCAUGCCUAAAUAUAACUCAUAGCACAAGGCAAAUAAAGCAAUAAAUAAUAAACUGCUUUGCUUAACUUGGAUUUUGUAUUUAAUAUCCUCAAUUUGGCUACGUUUAACCUAUCCUACUCAGAUGUUACUGAUAUCGGUUAACACAAUCAGCUUAUUCAGCACAUGGUUGAUUAACAAAAUUUUAAGAAGGUAUGUCAAAAAACAACUAAAAAUCUGUAUUGCCUUUGAAUUAAAUUGUCAUUGUCCGUGUUCUGCUUGUAGGUUAGUCUCAAGGCUUGUUCAGAUUCCAUUUGAUUUACCGUUUAAACGAGGAUUUGGGAUGCGUAAGCUUAAAAUAAGAUUUGAGAUUUGACUCUCAAAAUUCGAUGAAUUUGAGAUUCGGCUCUGAUCUAUCACUUGUAUUAUCCCUUUGUAUAUGGUGCCUCAUUUCCCUUUAGGCCCUAUUUAUAAUAAGUUUAUUAUCAACAAUUGUUUUACUUAAUGGCAGGUCUAUUAACUUGGUUAAAUUUUUCAAACAUUUUGUAUUUAAUAUUCAAUUUUGACACUUCUUGUUUAGCUGUAGUAAAACUCAUUUGGUAAAUACACUAAUAUGUAUCUAGUUUAUGUUAAGUACCGAAAUUCAGUUGUUACUGUAUUUGUUUAUAAGGAUAUGUUUUUUAUGCUAACAUAAUAGAUUUUCAUUAGUCUACUUAGACAAAGUGUUUACACUUUUUCUUCCACCAUGUUUUCAUACUUAGUCAUGGAAACUGGUAACAUGAUACUAUUUCCUUUAUUAGCACUUACAAAAGACAUGUUUAAUUUAAAAAAGAAAACUUUUUUUAAGUUCAGUUAAAAUUUUGAAAUCUACUUUGUGAGUUAACGAGGAUUGAAUUUUCUUUUCAAGAUGGUCCAAAGUUUGCAAGCAAUGCCGUCGAAUUUCAUCUACAAGCUAUACUUUGCAUAGAACUAGUGGAAUUUUCCCUUUCUCUCAAAUAGAGGGACACUACCAGAAAAUUGCAAAAAAGGGAGAGAAUGCAAACUUUUAUUUAACCAUACUUCUUUUUUUGUGUUUUUAUAUUUUUUGUAGUUUUCCUCUGGUGAGCAUAGGUUUUAGGACCGAAUAUUUGGAAAAUGGGCAUUAUUUUAAUGCAAAGUAUAGAGGUUGUAAUCUUAACAUAAUAUUUUAGAUCUAGGUGUCUUAGUGUUGUAGAAGAUUUAUUUAAAAUGUGACACAAAAUAAUUGUAACUUAGUUUAUAUUAAUAUGAUCAAACACUAUCAUAGUUGUAACACAAUACUCAGAUUUAAAACCAAUAUACCAAUAUAACUGCUAUUUCUUUUGUUAAUGCCAGACAGAAUUAGUUUGUGUUUAUUUUUUAAGAAAAUUUUAGGCCUACUAUAUGAAAUAUUAUAAUUCUAAAAUGUACCGUGUUAGUUUUCCUUUUCAUUCAAUAAAUAGGAUUUAUCAUCUCAACAUUUGUGUGUGUAAUACUCAGAUUCUUUUAGUCAUAUGGGCGUAAUACGUUGAGAACACUAAGUGUGUUUGAAUAAAUAGUUCUCAUCACAA